UUUUAUCUUUUUAUAUUUAACCUACGUUUUUUUUAAAGAAUGCCGUCAAAAAGCGGCAAAAGUUUAGUUAGCAAUUCUUCUAAUGCUUCCAAAUAUAUAUGUACUGUGUACAUCUAUACAGGGUUAUCCAACGAGGGUGCGACUUCAGAGACGACUGUACAGAAUUUAUUUAGCCUUUCUUAUACAUUCAAGGUCCUCUGCAGCUAUAGCCUUGUUUCUUUUUAUGCCAAAUCAUCUAAUAUACAAGUAAAAGUCUAAGAAAAAACCUAAUUUAACCUUUAGAUAGCUAGAUAAAUAGAGUUUAAGGUCGUCAUUAAAGCCUAAUCCUUUAUGGGUAACCAUGUAUAUUACAAUUCAUUUUUGUAAAAGGGGUUUAAAAAUAUUGAGUUUUAGAAAAAAAAUACAAUUUAUGUAUCUAGAGAAUAUAAACUUUUGUAGUGGUGUUAAUAUAUAUUUGAUAAAAAUAUUAAUUUUAGAAAUAUGUUUAAGAAUAUAUAUGUUUAUAAAAUUAUGUAAAGGUCAAAUAAAAUCAUUUUAAAAAAUGUAUGUUAUUGGCCUAGCUUAUAUAAUACGAUUGGCGAGUCCCUCAAAAAUUGUUUCAAAACAUAAAAAUCGUUUUUUUUCCCCGUAAAUGUGAUUUUUUAAAUGGCACGGGAAACUCCUGAAAAAUUGUUAUUAUAUGUUGGCCAAAGCGCAAUACAUUUGAGGUUUCUUCUUUUUAUCGCGCGUCGCAAGAUCUAAUUUUAUUUUUCAGCAAAGGGUAAGUGAAACCAUUUCGAUUUAGGGAGUCCUAAGAUUAUGUUAUCCCAUGUUUAUUGCCUAUUUGCGCGUUUGAUAAAUUUAUAUCUUUUAAUCAACGGGAUUAGAAAUGCAAAAUUAAGUGACCCUUCCUUUAUCAUUGGCAUGAAAGCUUGGUCUGCUCAUGUAGAAAUUUGAUAUUCAUGUUUUCAAAAAAGUGACUUGAACAUUUCUUGCUUUAUAAAUAAUGGAGAAAAUAUUAGAACUAAAUUCUUUUCAAACUAAAAAGACAAUAUGUUUCCUUCCACAUUAUUGAUUAGAUUAAGGUUUUAAGGGUACCCUUGUAAAUCGAGAACCUUCCCUUUGAAGUUUACACUUUUUAUAUUUCCGUGUCCUCAUUACUAUAAAAGUAGUGAUAUUAUAAAAUUAGAUUCCGUUUUUUUUCAGAUAAAAUGUUUUUUUACUUACUAAUCAUAAAAUUAGUUUUGUGUGUUGGAUGUAUAAUUCUUAAAUGUCAUGAUCUUGCAAGAGUAAAAAGGUUACUGCUGGACCUGGAUCCACAGGAGCAAGGCUGGAAUCCUGAAUUAACUCUUAAACUUUAUUUUCUUCCAGAUACUAUUGAUAUCUGUAUCCUGGUUCUGGAGACCUCAACGUGGUUCACUAAUCCCUCCUUGAGAUUUACUACUGGAGUUAUAAUAUCUUGGUGUCUCCUAUGCAUGGAGAAGAUAGUUUUGCUCUCAUCCUACAGAAACAGUUCAGAAGAUUUGUUUUGGAAAUCAAAAUUAUUUAAGGGAUAUGCUGUUGUCUCGAGGGAUAUGUAUGAGAUAUCACGGUGUUAUCUUCUCCUUGUUCCUUCUCAUAUCUGUGUAACCCUACUCCUGGUCGUACAACCCUACCUGGAGAACUUCCAACCUUGGCAGCAGCUGGAGGAUUUGGAGGAUAUUAUCAAUAGCGUGGAGUUGGAGGAUUUAGAGGAUAUCGUGGAUAUGGUUAAUAUUUGAAAUGAUCAGAGGUCAUGAUUAAAACCAAAGAUUCUCUAAUAAUAAAAAAUUUUAGGUAAAAGAAGGAAAUUCCUUUUAAUUUACGUUCCGAACACAAAAAGGUUUGUGACAUCACAUUUUUCACUUGUUUCAUAUACAUUGAUUUUAAAUUGCUUUUUGUAUCUGUUAUGUAUACAUUCUAAUUUUUAACUCUAAAAACAUUUUGUAUGUAAUGUUCACUGUAAAAUAAAUUUCAAGAAGUUUGCUA
This is a messenger RNA of Eurytemora carolleeae, 1986 nucleotides long. RefSeq lists its product as uncharacterized. The record is from RefSeq and is a predicted model, not a curated record. Lineage: Eukaryota; Metazoa; Arthropoda; Copepoda; Calanoida; Temoridae. Bases 1191 to 1739 code for a protein of 182 amino acids. The transcript has 5 exons.